Fusarium sp. VM40 is the source of this 1695-nucleotide messenger RNA. Lineage: Eukaryota; Fungi; Ascomycota; Sordariomycetes; Hypocreales; Nectriaceae. The record is from the annotation of a GenBank genome assembly.
AUGAUUUCCAUCUCUGAAAGCUCCGCUGUAGGUCCCGCCCCUCUCCCUCCCACAGAUGCCCUUCUCAGCUUGCGAACAGGCAAAAUCCGCCCCCUCGACGGCAGCAGCAUUCGCUCCGCCAUCAACAAGCGAGCCCGCCAGGGGAAAUGGGAAGUAACCCUCCUUGGCCUCGUCGGUGACGAGCAUCACUACGUCCACCACGGCGGCCCUGAAAAGGCGCUGCAUCAGUACUGCGCCGCCCACUACGAUGCGUGGAACGCUGAGCUGCCUGGCCGUGAGGAUCUUUUCAAGAUUGGUGGCUUUGGAGAGAACCUCUCCACGAGAUAUAUGUCGGAGCAGAAUGUCUGUAUUGGUGACGUUUUUCGUGUGGGAAAGGAUGUGCUUAUCCAGGUCACUGGGCCGAGACAGCCAUGUUAUAAGCUCAAUCAUCGCUUCCAGCAUAAGAAGGCUUCGGCUAUGACGCAGUCGACUGGCCGUAUGGGCUGGUAUUACCGUGUUAUCAAGACGGGCUUCAUUGAGGAUGGUGAUGAGAUGCAGCUGACUGAACGAAUCAACCCUACAUGGUCUCUUGCGCGAGUUCAGAAGUAUCUGUACCAUGAGAAGGAUAACUACGAAGCGUUCAAAGAGCUGGCGACGUUGCCUGCGCUGUCUGAAGAAAUGCUGGAUAUCUUCCAGAAACGUCUAAGCCACGGCGCUGAAGACAUGAGCGGCCGACUCGAAGGCGAUCGACUCCCUGUGGCCUGGCAGCCAUACAAACUGGUCAGCAAGACAAGUCUAACCUCAAGGAUCAAAUCGUUUAUCUUCGAGGUCGAUAACGAGGAUAAAGGUGAAGAUUCACAGUUUGGUCAGUUUCCUUUUGUGCGGCUUCGGUUUGGCCCAGAAGGAACUAUCUCACGAGCGUAUUCAGUCGUAUCUGGCAGCGCGAACCGUUUUGAAUUGGGAAUCGCCCGAGAUGACAAUUCGAGAGGUGGAUCUGUCUACUUGCACGACCAACUUUGCGUUGGAGAGGUUAUCAAAGUCGCUCCAGGACGCAGCACCACAGUACAACAGAGCCAAGAUGCGGAUGAACAGGUGUUCAAACAUGUUUUCAUCAUUGGUGGUAUUGGAGUCACAGCUUUCCUUGGAGAAAUUGAGAGACUGGUUCGUGAAUCGGCUGACGUUGAGGUUCACUACGCUGUACGAAGCCAGAAGGAAGCUGCCUACCUGGAUCGUCUACCACUUGACAAGACGAGCAUAUACGCAAAAGAUCAGGGCCAGCGUCUCAACCUUGAUCAGGUCAUACCCACACCACAUCUAGAGGACGGAAUCAAAGCCAUAAUCUACUGCUGCGGUCCCACAUCCCUCAUGAACGCCUGUCGCACUCUAACCACCACCCUCCACUACCCAAAAACGAGCGUCCAUUUCGAAGAAUUCGGCGACGCCACCACAGGAACCGGCAACCCCUUCGAAGCGGAGAUCAAAUCCACGGGAAAAAUCCUCCAAGUGCCAGAGAAAAAGUCCCUUCUUCAAGUACUCUCCGAUGCGGGAUUUGAGAUUGAGUCGUCGUGCUUGGUCGGGAACUGCGGGACGUGUAUGGUGGACCAUUGCAAGGGAGAGGUGGAGCACAAGGGUGUGGCUUUGGAUGAGGAGCAGAAGAAUGAGUCUAUGUUGAGUUGUGUUAGCCGGGGGAGGGGAAGGAUUGUUAUUGAUAUUUGA